Messenger RNA from Paralichthys olivaceus (Japanese flounder), 582 nucleotides. It is a transcript of the gene fgf9, whose product is annotated as fibroblast growth factor 9. Gene Ontology annotation, biological process: fibroblast growth factor receptor signaling pathway; regulation of cell migration; positive regulation of cell population proliferation. The record is from RefSeq and is a predicted model, not a curated record. Lineage: Eukaryota; Metazoa; Chordata; Actinopteri; Pleuronectiformes; Paralichthyidae. Gene Ontology annotation, molecular function: fibroblast growth factor receptor binding; growth factor activity. Gene Ontology annotation, cellular component: cytoplasm.
AUGAAUGUUUUCUUGGUGCUGCAUGGCUUCCUGUUGCUCCUGAUUUUUGGUGUGUUUGAUCAGGCAGUUGGGGCAAAGAGACAACAACCAUUGUUUUUACCUGAGAACCACAACUCUCGCUUCCGAGGCCUCUGGAAGCUACACAUGAGGGACUCCCUGCUGAAAGGCUCUAGUCCUCAUCCAGUCGAAGAAGAGGUCAAACAGCAGCUGCUUUACUGCCGUGUUGGCAUUGGCUACCAUCUCCAGAUUCUGCCCCAUGGGUCUGUUGGAGGCGUCCACAAACCCACAGUGUAUUCUUGGCUCAAGGUGUUUGCUAUGAAGCAUGGAGUGGUGGGAAUCAAAGGAGUCAAGAGCGGCUUGUACCUCUGUAUGAGUCGAGAGGGCCUGGCAUAUGGCACGGAGCAAUUUUCUGCUGACUGCCUGUUGAAGGAGAACCUGGAAGAAAAUCACUACACCACCUAUUCCUCUCUGUCUCAUCCGGGCAUCUACCUGGCUCUUUCCCACAAAGGAGACCUCAGAAAGGGUAGCAGUGUGGGCCGCCACCAGUCCUGCACACACUUCCUUCCUAGAAGACCACCAUGA